Molecule: messenger RNA, 618 nt
Organism: Ustilaginoidea virens
Lineage: Eukaryota; Fungi; Ascomycota; Sordariomycetes; Hypocreales; Clavicipitaceae
Exons: 1
Coding region: 1-618 (205 amino acids)
Source: RefSeq, a predicted model, not a curated record
AUGCAGCGCGCUGGUGCAGAAUCACCCUCAUUUAUCAACGAUUCUCCGACGGCUUUGACGGCUUCCGGCCAGAGCACAAGUCACCCCAGGGAAGGUUUUCACCCGGCACUCGGGGCUUUCCUCCCCGGAUCAUCAAGUAGAGGCCAGGCACCAGCAAGGAAUGUAGAGCUGUAUAGCCCUCUAGGGUAUUUGACACAUGGAUUUAUGCAAGUUGGCUCAAGUCAACAGCCCAUUCCCCCAGCCUUGGAUAUGAUUUCAAGCUCCACUGAGGCUAGCAGGAUGGCCCCCCCACCCACCCACUUGGCGGCCCUUGCCGAUAAUGUUUCACUCUUCGACCAUCACCUUGACCACCUUGACCCGCAGAAAGAUUCUGCCGCCAGUGACCGUUAUUGGCUGCACACUCAGGGUCCUCUGCCUGCGACCCAAUCUUACUCAAUGCUUCCCUCUCCCGGCGUCGCAUCGCCAGCUGUUCGCACUCGGCCAAGACUUGUCGGUCGCUUCGCUUCAGAUCACGCCCCUCGAGCUGUGAAUUGUCAUGACGCUCCUUUUCUCUCUGCAGUAAUUGCCAUUUCUCAAGCUCGCAUGCCUCAGCCGACGCUCAUGACGCCGCAUCGUUGA